Messenger RNA from Etheostoma spectabile (orangethroat darter), 1249 nucleotides. RefSeq names its product guanine nucleotide binding protein (G protein), gamma 13a (gene gng13a). Gene Ontology annotation, cellular component: heterotrimeric G-protein complex. Gene Ontology annotation, molecular function: G-protein beta-subunit binding. Gene Ontology annotation, biological process: phospholipase C-activating G protein-coupled receptor signaling pathway; sensory perception of taste. The record is from RefSeq and is a predicted model, not a curated record. Lineage: Eukaryota; Metazoa; Chordata; Actinopteri; Perciformes; Percidae.
CACAAAAUCAUACCAUCACAAAGUAAUUGGAGAUGGACUUGAGAUCAGGGUAGAAUCCGGUUUCACACCUCCAGACAAGUCUUUACAGCGCAGGGACUCACUAAUGGGUGUCAAUGGGGAACUAAAGACAAAUGUCCUGUUUUAGAUUUCUUUGACAUUUCUAACUUUACCGGAGGUCUCUGGGGAAUCUGCUGUAGCCUUUAUUGCAGCCCUUUUAUAGCCUCAACAGAAACCGACAUCUCUGGUCAUCUGAAAUGGUUUUCCCUUAGGGACGUGUCCUCAUUUGCGUGUUUCCUGCCUCUGCUCAGCCUCCGCGCGUGUCCGGAUUUCCAUACAGGUGCGUCCUCGGCUCCAGCACUCGUUUGACUGUCAAACCAGGCGGCGUGGCUCCUUUUCUCCGCCCUGCGCAUCCCGCAUCCAGUCGCUAGCAGAGAGGAGCGCAGGGGAGUGCCCUGCACCGCGGACACACGCACACACACAGCCUCCUCCUCCUCUUCUUCCUCCUCCUGCACUGAAGCCGGACUCCUCUACCCGAAAAACUAGACCGACUCUCAGCUCUUACUGUCGCUGCCCAAGCCCCUUCUGCAUCCUCCAUCAACCGGCUGCACACAAAUCGACCCGCGGUCCUCUCCGGUAGGCCUGACGCAGUAGCAUCAUGGAGGAGUUAGACGUUCCACAGAUGAGGAGAGAAGUGGAAAGCCUUCAGUAUCAGCUGGCAAUCAACAGGGAGAAAUCCUCCAUCACGGUUACUGAGCUGGUGAAGUGGAUCGAGGGUUGUGUUUGUGAAGAUCCAUUUCUGAACCCUGAGCUGAUGAGAGCCAACCCCUGGGUGGAGAAGGGCAAGUGUGUGAUCCUCUAAUGGUCACACAUACUCACACACAUACACACACACAUAUAUACAUAGACUCACAAUCACGGAUGCAUAAAAACUAAAGAAUCAUGCGCUCCCACACAGUCACGCUGCACUAACUCACCCGUUCUCUCUCUUCCUCUCUCUCACUCACUCACUCACUCACACUCACACACACACACACACAAACACACGCAUUAUUGCUAUGUUUAUUUAUUAAGAGACUCCUGAAUGCUUUUAAUUUAUGUGAAGACUACUUUGUGUGUGUGUGUGUGUGAGUGUGCAGCACUGAGUAGCUUUCUAGAAGUUUGUUUUAAUGGACUGCUGAGAAAUGUUAAACCAAGCGUUUUUAUUGGCUCUUUACACUGUCAAAUCCAAAUAAAGACUGUUUUGAAUUUA